GCAGACCUUUUUUUUCUGAUGGCAUGUGUGCGCGUCUGCUGCAAAUGCUCCCAGCAGCAUCAUAACCUUCAGUGGGAGAGCUACGUAGCCGUCGGAACAACGUGAUAUGAGACCUGUUAUCCCACCUACGCUCCAGCUGCUGAUUGGCGUUACGCAGGUAUCCAGUUGUUAUUUAAUAGCGCAAAGCCUGGACGCUUCAUUCAUCUAGACUGGAUCUUACUGCAGGACCGAUCCGUGUGCACUUCACUCCACACCAGGGCGCGCGCAGCUGGUUCCUUUAACAGAUCAUCUCCUCCAAAGAAAAGGUGGUGUUGAGAAAAUGAGAAGAGGUUUGCUGCUGGUGACUUUGUUCCUCAUCUUGAAACUUCGGUACAGCCAGUCUAGAUGCGAGGAAACCGGAUCGCGCAGAUCAGCAUUGGAUACCAUAAGCUUGGACGACCUCAAGCGGAGCAUUCUAAAGAGGUACACUGACUUGGAUUAUGACAGCUUCGUUGGGCUGAUGGGCAAAAGAAAUGCCGCGGAAGAUGCUGCGCAGGAACCACAAAAAAGGGAAAUGGAUGACAUAUUUGUUGGUCUUAUGGGAAGAAGAAAUUCAGAGUCUGAUAAUGGUCCCUGGAGGCGAGAGUAUCCAGAAAGGAGAGGCAUUUUUCUCAACAAGUCCAGGCUGAGGUUACUACAGGGACUGUAGACAUUCAGACUGAAACAGCUUGCUUUGACUACGAAGAAAGAAGAUCACGGCGGGCUGGCAAAUGGAAGUGACCAUAAGCACAUUGUACCAGUUUUAUCUGAAAGACAAAAUGAUUACAAAUGAUAAUCUUGGUUCCUUUAUUAUGUAUUCUUUUUGUCAAAAACUC
Molecule: messenger RNA, 854 nt
Organism: Melanotaenia boesemani (Boeseman's rainbowfish)
Lineage: Eukaryota; Metazoa; Chordata; Actinopteri; Atheriniformes; Melanotaeniidae
Gene: tac3a
Product: tachykinin precursor 3a
Exons: 7
Coding region: 320-688 (122 amino acids)
Biological process (GO): positive regulation of blood pressure; tachykinin receptor signaling pathway
Source: RefSeq, a predicted model, not a curated record